GAACAGCUAAAACCUGUAUUUUCGCUCUUCAUUAUUGUUAUUAUUAUUAUUAUUAUUAUUUUUAAAAACACACUGUGGAUAUUAAUAUAAUCCUCUCUCUCUCUCUCUCUCUCUCUCUCUAAGGAACACUUACUGUCACUCUAGUGGAGAGAGAAACAACACUAUAACCAGAGACAUAAACCAGAUUUAAAUCACAAUCUCUCUCAAACCAAAAAGUGCUUGGUUUCCUCACUCUAGCUUCAAGCUUUGAACAAACUCUACGCUUUCUCCUUUUCUCUCUCUCUCUCUCUCUCUCUCUGUAUAGAUAUAUAUAUCCUCAUAUCGUUUGGUAUCUGAUUUGAAACCCUAGCAUUUGGAUCCCGAGAAGUGUAAGCCAUUGUUGGAUGUGAUAGCUUUUUUUCUCUCUCUUGAAAACCAGCAUUUCUUUACAUCAGUUUAAUAUCUUUGUGUCUAUUUUCGUACAUCUAUAUAUCUUCGUUAUCUGUGUGGAUGAGCCUGUCGCUGAUUGAGGCCGUCGCAUUUGGAUCCUGAAGCAUUUGGAUGUUAGAGAAGGAGAAGAAGAGUGAGUGAGGGAUCAGAUCGGAGAUGGCGGAGGUUUCCGGCGAGGGAGGAGCCGCGGUGGAUGUGAGCAAUGGACGGCCGGCGGUCAGUGAAUCGACCACACCAACGCAGCCGGGGUUGUUAACGGUGUCGGCGUCGUUCAAGGAAGGAGGAGGAAGUAAAGGUUCGUCGCGAAGGAGAGCGGCUGUGAGGCCGAGCUUCGACGCUGACAAUGAGUUCAUCACGCUGCUCCACGGCUCGGAUCCGGUGAAAGUGGAGCUUAAUCGGCUCGAGAACGAAGUUAGAGAUAAGGACCGGGAGUUAGGGGAAGCACAAGCAGAGAUCAAAGCGUUGAAGCUUUCUGAGCGGCUUAGAGAGAAGGCCGUCGAAGAGCUCACUGAAGAACUUGCCAAGGUGGAGGAGAAACUCAAGUUAACUGAAUCUCUUCUUGAAAGCAAAAAUCUUGAAAUCAAGAAAAUCAAUGAUGAGAAGAAGGCGUCAAUGGCUGCUCAGUUUGCAGCUGAAGCCACUCUUCGAAGGGUUCAUGCCGCUCAGAAGGAUGAUGAUAUGCCUCCAAUUGAGGCCAUUCUUGCACCCUUGGAGGCUGAACUUAAGCUUGCUCGACAGGAGAUUGCAAAACUUCAAGAUGAUAACAAAGCACUAGAUCGUCUUACCAAAUCAAAAGAGGCAGCUUUAUUAGAAGCUGAAAGGACUGUAGAGAUUGCAUUGGCAAAGGCUUCUAUGGUGGAUGAUCUUCAAAAUAAGAACCAAGAAUUAAUGAAACAAAUAGAAAUUUGCCAGGAAGAAAAUAAAAUUUUGGACAAAAUGCAUCGUCAAAAAGUUGCAGAGGUUGAAAAGCUUACUCAGACUGUACGUGAGCUGGAAGAGGCUGUUCUUGCUGGCGGUGCUGCUGCAAAUGCUGUGAGGCAUUACCAACGGAAAGUUCAGGAAAUGAAUGAGGAAAGAAAAACUCUUGACCGAGAGCUGGCCCGUGCAAAGGUAACAGCAAACAGAGUGGCCACAGUGGUCGCAAAUGAAUGGAAGGAUGCUAAUGACAAAGUUAUGCCUGUAAGACAAUGGCUUGAAGAUAGGAGGUUCUUGCAGGGAGAAAUGCAGCAACUACGUGACAAACUUGCUAUAACUGAGCGAACUGCAAAGUCUGAAGCACAGUUAAAAGAAAAGUACCAUUUGCGGCUUAAAGUGCUGGAAGAGAGUCUGAGAGGCUCUUCUAACAGUAGUAACCGUAGUACACCUGAUGGAAGAAGCAUGAGCAAUGGGCCUUCUCGUCGGCAAUCGCUAGGUGGAGCUGAUAACUUCUCAAAGCUUACUUCCAAUGGCUUUUUAUCCAAAAGAACACCAACCUCGCAGUUAAGAUCUUCUCUGUCUUCUAGUACCAGUUCUGUAUUAAAGCAUGCUAAAGGGACAUCAAAAUCAUUUGAUGGAGGCAUGAGAUCUUUAGACCGGGGCAAAGUGCUUUUAAAUGGAAUGGGCCCAAAUUAUUCUUUCAACCAAUCCUCUGAGGGUACCAAGGAAGGGGAUUCACCUAAUGCUUGGAAAGGAAAUUCAGAUGAUAAGCCUAAUGAGUUCCCAGCAGCAGAUACAGAGGAUAGUGUCCCAGGGGUCUUGUAUGAUUUGCUGCAAAAAGAAGUUAUAGCUUUGAGGAAAGCGGGACAUGAGAAAGAUCAAAGCCUCAAAGAUAAGGAUGAUGCGAUUGAGAUGCUUGCAAAGAAAGUAGAAACAUUGACAAAGGCAAUGGAGGUUGAGGCUAAGAAGAUGAGAAGAGAAGUAGCUGCCAUGGAGAAAGAGGUUGCUGCCAUGCGUGUGGAGAAAGAACAUGAAAAUAGGGCCAAGAGGUUUUCUAAUUUGAAAGGCCCUUCUAAUACUGCUCAGUUGCUUUCUGGCAGAAAUGUAACACGAAGUGGGAUGACAAGGAGCACUCAAUGACGACGAAGUCCCUAUCACAAGUGAAGUUGAGUACACCAUUAUAGGCCUUGUUCUUCCAUCUCUCAUAUCACCUUUUUUAUUGUUUUGAUUUGCAAUUGAUUAUAAGAUUGUAACUUGCAUGCUGACAAUCCUGUACCCUCUGGAAUUACCAAAGGAAAAAAAAGUCCAAGAGAAGAAAAUCAGGAGGAGAAUCGGUGUGCUUCUGACAUAGACUGUUAUUACUCUGCUUAUUAGUGAUCAGGGAACAAGAUAAUGGGAGAUAUUGACUUUGGGCUAACCUUUUGUCAGGUUUUCGAGUGACCAGUGGUUGUGUGGUUGUAUAGGUGCUUAUUGGCUUUUUUUUUCGUCUACUACCCUAUCCCUUUUCUCUCCCUUUUUUUUUUUUCCCUCCUUUUGCAGUUUAUAUUUGUAAUUUGCAGUUAGUGUGAUUGUUGUCUUUCAGGUUUGUUAAUAUUCUUGUAAUCAGAUGAAGAUGUUUAUGGUUGUGUUAUUCAUUAAAUAGUUACUUGGUUAUAAAUC
This is a messenger RNA of Carica papaya (papaya), 3003 nucleotides long. RefSeq names its product microtubule-associated protein 70-2-like. Gene Ontology annotation, biological process: cytoskeleton organization. Gene Ontology annotation, molecular function: microtubule binding. The record is from RefSeq and is a predicted model, not a curated record. NCBI's taxonomy places the organism in Eukaryota, Viridiplantae, Streptophyta, Magnoliopsida, Brassicales, Caricaceae.